GGGAGGGAAGGGAAGGGGUGGGGGGGCGAGAAGCGAUCGCGAGAAAAAAAAUGCAACCUCCCAAAAUAAAGAGCAAAGAUUGCAUUAGGAGCGAACAGCGCUGCAGAUAUAGAUGGCAGCUUCGUGUCAUUGACUGAAACAAAACAAAACAAAAGGGCCACUGGAUGUCUGCCUUCUUGGGGGGUGAGCCAGACAGACUGACAAACAAACAGACCCAGCUGAGCUCGGGGGAGGGUUUCUCCUCCGGUUUUGCCCGGCAGCAGCAGCAUGGACGUGUUGGCUAGUUAUAGUAUAUUCCAGGAGCUACAACUUGUCCACGACACCGGCUACUUCUCAGCUUUGCCAUCCCUGGAGGAGACCUGGCAGCAGACAUGCCUUGAGUUGGAACGCUACCUCCAGACAGAACCCCGGCGGAUCUCGGAGACCUUUGGCGAGGACUUGGACUGCUUCCUCCACGCUUCUCCUCCCCCGUGCAUUGAAGAGAGCUUCCGGCGCCUAGACCCCUUGCUGCUCCCAGUGGAAGCCACCAUCUGCGAGAAGAGCUCUGCAGUGGACAUUUUGCUCUCUCGGGACAAGUUGCUAUCUGAGACUUGCCUCAGCCUCCAGCCAACCAGCUCUUCUCUAGACAGCUACACAGCCGUCAACCAGGCCCAGCUCAACGCAGUGACCUCAUUAACGCCCCCCUCAUCCCCUGAGCUCAGCCGCCAUCUGGUCAAAACCUCACAGACUCUCUCAGCCGUGGAUGGCACAGUGACGUUGAAACUGGUGGCCAAGAAGGCUUCCCUCAGCUCAGUGAAGGUGGGAGGGGUGGCGGCCGCAGCAGCCGUGACACCAGCUGGAGCAGUUAAGAGUGGACAGAGUGACAGUGAGCAAGGAGGGGGAGGGGCUGACACAUGCCCUGAAAACAAGAAGAGGGUCCAUCGCUGUCAGUUUAACGGGUGCCGGAAAGUUUAUACAAAAAGCUCCCACUUAAAGGCCCACCAGAGGACUCACACAGGUAGUGAGAAGCCUUACAAGUGCUCAUGGGAAGGAUGUGAGUGGCGUUUUGCACGGAGCGAUGAGCUCACAAGGCACUACCGGAAACACACAGGUGCAAAGCCCUUUAAGUGUAACCACUGCGACAGGUGUUUCUCCAGGUCUGAUCAUCUUGCUCUCCAUAUGAAGAGACAUAUCUAAACAAAACAGAACAAAAUUUAAAAAAAACAAACAAACAAAAGUAAACAACAACAAGAGCAAAACAACCGCAAAGGCCAGAGUUGCCAUGGCAGCAGCCAAUGUCCGAAGGAAAUGCCGUGACCAGAGGACUGGACUUCAGGCGGGAGCACUGCCUCGCAGAAGAAAGUUCUCACUUACAAACCUCUGUGUACAUACAUGUACACGCACACGUACACACACCCUCUCACACACAGACCCACACACAUACCCACUGUCAUGCACUCAACUAUAUUUAAAGUAUAUACAUCUAUUUCUUAUGCCUUGCCCUAGCCAGAUGAUAGAAGACAAGGAAGGAGGAAGCCAGGUGAACUGGGCGAGCACUGGCUGCUGACUCCAGCACUACUGGAUCUCUUCCUGCUGUUGCCAAGGGAAAACCAAGCAAACAGAUGUCUCCAUGGUGGCCGGCAGUCCGAGAGGCUUGCAUAACUUACUUCUCAGUGCAACGUGCUCAGAGAAUCCAACAUCUUACGGUUGCAUAUGUGUAGCACUAAUGUUUCUCUUUAAAUAGUUGGGGGAGAUUGACCUAGAAAACCAAAUUGCAGUUUGGUAGCCAAACUUAACUCCUGGUUUAUUUGUCCUUUGUGUGUGCAAAGUCCUGCUAUUCUGUACGUCAGACUUCCUCACAGAACUGUCGGUUGGUUUUGGUUCUUCUUAGGACCUCUGAGAUCUUUUGAAUCGCUACCAACGGCCUUAGCGGCGGCAGACUAUGGAUUUACACCUUACACAUUUCUGGCCUGCAUCUCUCUAGACUUUACUCUCGAGGGAGGAGUUUUCUUUUCUUACUUUUUCUGACUCUCGCACAUCAUAUGCACUAGGGAUUCUGGAAACUUCUAGCAUGACUGCAAAGUGGCCAAGAGAAUAAAGUCCUUGACGAUAAAUCACAGUAUACCCUUGAGCCUCACCUUCUUGCCAGUGCUAGAUUUUUUUCUUUUUAAAUCUCUCUGAUUUUUUGCUAAUGAAAACUUGAAAAAGGAAAAAAAAAGCUUAUUUGGAAGCUUAAAUGUUUUAUCUUGUCUCCAUGGACUAAACCUCUCCAGGACUCUCUCGGCACCUGGAUGUCUAGCUCUCGAAGCAGCCAAUCAGACGGGACAUCAGAGUUCUCUCAUCCCUCCUUAAGGCGUGAUGACCUCAGCUCGCAGUGAGCAGCUCCUGUGUUGUCAUUGCUACCCUAUAACCAGUUACAGCAUAGUCUCGCUAGUCUCAAAGGGCAGCUGCGUAUUUAAUCUAACUCUGGGUUAUGACCUGACAAAAAGCCAAAAAUAUCACUCUUUCCAGGAGCGGGGGAGCCUGCGGAUGCCUCCCACGUCUAGAGGCUUCCCAAAACAUCACCCCAUCCCUCCCUCACUCACCCACUGAGAUCAUGGUACCCACUUGUUAAAUACAUACUUCAAAAUGCCAUUGUGGGAAUGAAGGUUGUCCGUUAAGGAAAGGGCAGAGGUGUCUCUCUUACAAUGUCUCUAGGGGUAAAGGGGGGAUUUCUUUGGGGGGGGUUGUUCUUUUGUCUAGACCCACCAUGGCUUGUGACCUAGAGCACCCAGGAUCAACAGAGGCCUCAUAUUUACCCUGAAAGCUGACUCCAAGGGAUUUAUUUUGCUCAUUUGCAUAUCACACACACACACACACCCGAUGUUGGUUUCUCUCCUCCCGCAUUCUUAGCUAGCUGGCAGUGGCCUAAACUCCAAAGACUGCCUUUAGGACCACUAACUGGCCUAUGCAAGCGAGCGGGGUGGGUAUUAAGGCAGAUUGUAUAUUUUGUAUAUUCUGGGACCAUCCCUUCAAGACACGUCUAACAAACAAAAAUGGCAUUCGGUCCGUCCGCGGUUGCUGCUCCUCAUACCAGCUGGCUCCCUCCUGCCCUCCUCUGACUGUUUCACCCACUACCCACUGACUGUUAAAAUGCCGCCCAUACAUAUUUGGGAUGCAAAACUGAAGUCUCUUAAAGGAAAUAAUAAUAAUAAUACUAUAAGCAUCACAAACACAUAUGACAGCAGCCUUCAAGAUCCUUGGCACUUGGGUUCUCUCUCAGCUUUCUACAACUUUGGUUUUACUGAAAUGUUGAAUCUACUUGUCUGAGGGUAAAGGGACCGCUUUGUCACAAAUGCUGUAUAGCUUCCCGUUGGACAGUUGGGGCAUUUCAAGGUCUAGCCUUUAGAAAUUUCUUUUUUAUUAUACUUUUUCAAUUUAGACCAAAAAAAGAGAAAAAAAAGAAACCAUUGUAAACACACACACACACACACACAUACACACACACACACACGCACACACACACACACACACACACACCCCAUUUGCCAGAAGCAAUUAUGUAUAUGUUAGUUGGAGGGAAUUAAAGAAAAAAGAAAUCUGACUUAUUCCAAAGAUUUGAAAGUGGACAUGACUUAGGACUGCUCUGGAGCACUGCUUGCUGACAAUCUCGUUACUGCAAUGGAGUGCACUAUACAGGUGCCAGUCCACCAGGGCACACCACGGGAUUAUAUUUGAAUGUGUGCUGCAUCCUGUUUGGAUGAAGGAUGUGUGAGGGACCUUGAACCUCACCUGUAUUGAACUGUAGCGCCUCCAGUCAGUGCACUAGAUGAAAACUUUAGACUGCCCAGAUUCUGUUGCUCUGUUUCUUUUUCCCCCUUCUGUAGCAGUCAGUGUCCAGCAUGAAUGCACGCACACGCCAGGGAUGGCAUUAAGCCAUGGCUGCCACGAUUUACAGAUGUUCUCUCCCAGGCUGGAGCUGCUCUUGCUCUCAAAAUGUCAUUACUAAGGUUUAUAGUACUUAAUUUAAUUUUUUUUGUACUGACCAAUGCAAGGCUCUAUAAAAAAAAAAAAAGAAAAAGAAAAAAAAAAAAGAAAGAAAUGCAAAAGAGUAAUCGUUGCUGUUCGUCCCCCCCCCCCCCCCCCUUGUCAUCUGUGGUUUCAUUUGAAUGUGGCAGAACAAAGGCCCCUUGGUCCUCUUUGGUGUCUGAAACGUUUGGUAAUUUCUCUUUUGUAUCAGUGAGGUCUUUGUGCUCUGCUCCUGACUUCUCUUGGAGCAGGAUGCGCUAAGAUACCAUGAUGGUGCUUGCUUGCUUCCGAGUCCUUUGUUGACUGUGGGAAUUGGCCUGAGAAUUUGGUGGGUGCUAAGCGCAUGGCUUUGAAUCUGUUCUUCUCUAGCCCCGAUGAACACCUGGGGAGGAUAACCAGUCCUCAGCUCGGGGCGGGCAGCCCUUGGACAUUUUAGAAAUAGGUCGGUGACAUGGCCUCCAUUCUUUCUCAACAGCAGAGGUGGUCACUUGACGCCUCUGGAGGGAGCAAGUUUUUCAAGAAAUAACCUCAACGUGAACUUGGCUCCCAAGAGGACUGGGUAUCUAGAAUAGUGUCACGGAUAUUUGAAACACGAAAUCCCUUUCACAAUUUAAGACAUUACCUCCUAACAUUCCAAGGGGAUCCCAAAUUUGACAGGGCAAGCCUGGCACAGUGUGGCACAGGCUGUCCUCUUGAGCGUUCUAUCCAGGGUCCAGAGUUGGCUAUGUAGAAGACACGGUUCUAAGCCACUGGCAACUUUCUUUACUUCAAGUUACGCCUCCUCCUCCUCCACGUGACCUUCAGGGGCGUGGAGACCCAACAUUGUAAUGCUGCUCCUUGCUCCUGGCCUCCUCCACUCUCAGCUUACUGGCCCGGCGUCAGGCCUGUGCAGAUGAGUACUUUGUCCAGAAAAAAAGAGAUGUUUGGAUUCCGUGAUAAAGCUGCAUUUUUGUAAAACAAUAUUGGAGACCCCCAAAUGACCUUCAUGCUGGCCAUUUCCCUGUCCGUUCCGGUUUCCUUCCCAAAGCCCUUCGGCCACUCCCCUCUCUCCCUGCUGUCACCUCCCCACGCACACCUCUACCCUUUUCCACCUUCGAUUGCCUGCUGAUAACAGGGUAAAAAGAGAGCCAACCUCAUGUCUGAUGAGCAGAAUGGAUUCCUAGGAUGUUUUAUUUUAUUUUUUAUUUUUAAAUCUUCUUUGGAAUUUGAGAAGAGUUUGUUUAGGGACUUGAAUUUGGGAUAUGCUUCCAAAUGAUCUGUGUCUAUUUGCAUCCAAGGGAAACAAAUGGGGAGGGGGUUUUGGCUAACUCAAGCAUUCAGAACUGUCCUGCCUGCAGCUUCCACUUCUGCGUCCCAAAGAAACGGUUUGCUAGUGCAAAUCUCGGCGUGAUUAUUUUUCAUGGUUCUGAGUGAUUUUCUCUGUGGAAGUCACUUUGUAAAGUAAAAGUGGAGACUACUUAUAUUUCCUCUUCUGCGUGUGUUACUUCAGAAGGAAAGAGGAGAAUAUGAACAACCCAUUUGACUCCAGAAAUCAGUCUGAUUUUUCUCCCUUUGAAAACAAAAGACCUCACAUCUGGCUGAAAUCUUGCACCUAGAAUAUUUUCCAAGUGAAAAUUCAGUAAGUAGGACUUUGCUGAAAUAAAUUAAUGAAAACUUUCCCUCAACUUUUUUUUUUAAAUAGAAGUGGCAGAAGUUGGGGCAGGAGAAUACCUGGUUCUGAGUGUCUGGGUUGCAUUUCGGGAAACACGGUGAUGCUUCCUUUGGAACCGGAGGGCCCCGCCUAAGUAUCCAUUGCUGCCCUUCCUGAUGGCCUGUUUUUCUCUUUGAGGAUCUUUGGAAGCACUUGAGAUGGACAACAGAAAUAUGUCAGAGGAAGCAAAAUCUGCUCCUAUGAAAUGUGGUAUCUCACGACGAAUGCCUGAGCUUCAGGGCUUCUUGUUUUUAACACGUAAAUCUCCUCUCUUGGUUCCUCUAACAGAUCCCAGAAAGGGAAUGGCUAAGCUGCAACUAACUUUCUUACGAGCAUCUUUCCAAUAUAGUACUGUAUUCUUCAGGUGUUCUGCAUUUUCGUGUAAGUCCUUGGGAAACAGGUAUCCACAGCGGGAGUGAGAUCAAAGCUGUCAGUUAGCAAAUAUCCCAAACAAGAGACUCUUCCAAACAGGGCUCCCUCUCUGGUCAUGAGGGAAGGUUGAUGUAUCCUUGGUUGGGACCAUUUAUACGAUUUUGGUUUCAACUGUGAGCUUUGGAAUCGUAAUUGCUUUGAGCCCAGCUUCUGUCUACUGCCAUAUGAAGGACCCCACGUCAGAAUAAUGAGGGUGGUGCGUGUGCACACACCGGCAUGGGUGUGCACAUGUACCUACUGUACCUUCGCAGAAGGAAACAGGCUACUGAGGUAUAAGAGGGGUAGCCACCAGUGCCUAAUCUCUUUUGGGGGGGAUGAAUGCUUAGAACGCCAGUAUAUACAAAGCAUACCACUGGGAGUUAGUUCCACAUUCAGGGGAGGGGCAGUGGGUGGGGAUAGGGGACAUUUCAAUCCUAGUCUUUGGGACCAGAGGUAGAAUAAUUUCUGUAAACCAAGGUCCUAAAGAUUUGGGGGCUCAUGGCCAUUUUUUUUCUCUUUUGCUUCCCAGCAUGCAUCUCCUGACCCAAGCUCAGACAAUUUGAUUUCUUCCAUUUUCACUUCUGCUUCAUUCCAGGGAGGAAAAAAAUACACCUGUUAGGGCCAAGUUCCCCUUGCUAACACAGAGGCAAACUAAAUGUCUAAUGUUUUCAGAGCCUCCCCUCCUUCCCUCCGACCACCACACCAUCCCCCAAUUCUGGCCUCCACCCAUCUCCCCUCUUCCUGCUCUCAACACGAGACUUCCCAGCCACACCCCAACCCUCUCCCUUUCCUGCUCUUAACACAUGACUUCCCAGCCGCCAUAACUUUUUUUUCUACCCUCCAUCAUCCUCUUCACAGUUGCUUGAAGACAUUUAAUUUUGCACUAUACAUUUUCAUUUUGCCGGACGUGUCUAACAAGUGUGUUUGGAAAGACCUGCUCCCAGCCCCUCCCCUCCCCCCACCUCCCUGUCACAUUCUCUCAGGCCUUCUCUGGUAUUUAUAAUAUAUCACAGAAGUACCCAGUCUUAUAGCCCUCGGUUAUGCCUUUUUUUGACAUUUUAUUUUUUUUAAGCUUUUUAUAUAUAUAUAUAUAAAUAUAUUACUUUGUCAAGUUUUUUUGCUGUACAAAAGUCUUAAGAUUUAAAACUAUUAUUUGUAUUAUAUGAUGGUGGUAUGUUAAUGUUACAAAAUUAUUAAUGAAGAAAAAAUUUAUUUUUGUUACUGGUCUGUUUCAUAAUUCUUUUUUAAAUUGGUAUAUUGUAAGAUAUCUAUGCAAAAAUGUUAUGUGACGCAUUUUUAUUUAAGAACGUAAUAUGUGUAAUAAACAAGUAGAAUGUG
This is a messenger RNA of Rattus norvegicus (Norway rat), 7426 nucleotides long. RefSeq names its product KLF transcription factor 7 (gene Klf7). Gene Ontology annotation, biological process: positive regulation of transcription by RNA polymerase II; glucose homeostasis; positive regulation of DNA-templated transcription. Gene Ontology annotation, molecular function: RNA polymerase II cis-regulatory region sequence-specific DNA binding; DNA-binding transcription activator activity, RNA polymerase II-specific; DNA binding. Gene Ontology annotation, cellular component: nucleus; nucleoplasm. Lineage: Eukaryota; Metazoa; Chordata; Mammalia; Rodentia; Muridae. The record is from RefSeq and is a predicted model, not a curated record.